UUUAGCCACGCCUUCUUCAUUUAUUGUAGGGUGGGGCUGGUUUGCAGGAAAGUGUGAAAAAAUGGCAAUAGAGAAUGAGUUUACAAUGCAAGAACUGAGAGACCUGAGGGAAGUUUUCCAAGUCUAUGAUCCUUCAAAUACUGGCAGCUUAACAAUAAGUGAUUUUAGGAAGGUUAUUAAAGUAUUAGGUUUUAAGGUAACUAGGAGACGACUACAGGAGCUAAUGAGGGAAGAAGAGAUAGGGAAGGAAGGAUUGAUAACGUACACUAAUCUAUUGCAGCUAGUCUGUAGAUUACAGGGAGCUGCUUAUGAUAGUUAUGGAGAAAUAGAACAAGCUUUUCAGUUUUUAGACAAUGAUUGUGAUGGUAAAUUAUCUGCCAAAGAUUUGCAGGCUAUUUCAAAGAAUUAUGGAUUAAAAUUGUCUCCAGAUGAUGUUGAUGGUAUGAUUACUGAAGCCAAUAGAGAUGGAACUGGUUUAAUAACAUUACAAGAAUUUAUUGAAGUUAUGGAAAAACAGCAUUAUUUCAUUAGCAGUCUACAUAGUACAUACAUAAGCCAAAACUGUUCACACUAUUGGUACUCUUUAAUAAAAAAAACAAAAAAUAAGCACACUUGAUAAUUUGUAA
Molecule: messenger RNA, 626 nt
Organism: Amphimedon queenslandica
Lineage: Eukaryota; Metazoa; Porifera; Demospongiae; Haplosclerida; Niphatidae
Product: caltractin-like
Exons: 4
Coding region: 62-616 (184 amino acids)
Cellular component (GO): myosin II complex
Molecular function (GO): calcium ion binding
Source: RefSeq, a predicted model, not a curated record